Messenger RNA from Actinia tenebrosa (Australian red waratah sea anemone), 4050 nucleotides. RefSeq names its product tonsoku-like protein. Gene Ontology annotation, molecular function: protein binding. Gene Ontology annotation, biological process: double-strand break repair via homologous recombination; replication fork processing. The record is from RefSeq and is a predicted model, not a curated record. NCBI's taxonomy places the organism in Eukaryota, Metazoa, Cnidaria, Anthozoa, Actiniaria, Actiniidae. Gene Ontology annotation, cellular component: nuclear replication fork.
AAACCCGCCAUUUUUCGAGGAUUGGAUUUUGUUGUGUGCAUUUUUUUAAGUUUUAAAGCGAUGGUUUAAAUGGAUUCAAGCUUGAAAAGAGAACUGAAAUUAUAUCAGAAAAGAAAGGCAAAGGCGCAAGACAAGGGUGAUCUUGAAGAAGAAUCCAAAAUGUGUUAUGCCUCUGCUGAAUUAUUGACACAACAUGGGUUUUAUGGGGAUGCUGUCAAAGAGUACAAACAAGCUCUCCAAGUCGCAGAGGCAAGGGAGGACACCAUUGGUAGUGCUGUAGCGCACAGGAUGGUUGGAGAAUGUCUCUGUGCUCUAGGGAAAUACAAAGAUGCUUUAUUCCAUCAAAACCUUCAUCUUCAGCUGGCUAAGUCAUCUAAUAACCUGGUCGAGCAGCAGAGAGCCUGGGCAACUAUCGGUCGCACAUGGUUUGUAUAUUCCGACAGUGCAGUGGAUGCCGYGGAAACAGAAGAGUCAUUGAUGGAGUCACAGAAAGCUUACCUGGAGGCUCUCUCGGUCUGUGACAAACUCCAAGGAAUUACCUCAGAAACUGAACUACUUGAGAUGAGAGCAAGGUUGUACUUGAAUCUGGGGCUUGUGUACGACAGCAAGAAUGAUACUCCAAGUGCAAGAAAGUUUAUAGACAAGGCUCUUUACAUCGCAAGUUUUGUACUGAUGGUGCACCUUAAGAUGGGAGAYUUUUUACUUGCUAGAAGAACGUUGAAGAAAGCUUACAAGAUUUCUCCGUCACAAGCAGGUGCUGAAAUGGAGGGCCUGAAAUCUAACCUGGUGGCUGGUGAGUAUCAAUGUCAAUGCCGUCAUAUGUGUGAUACGUGGUGCAAUGUUGCUCAAGUCUAUGAGAAUUCUGGUGAAAGCUACGAAGAGAUAGAAAGAGCUUACUUGACUGCACUCAAAUAUGCUGAACAAGCCAACAAACUGCCAAUACAGGUUCGUGUUUACAGAUAUUUGGCAGAUACUCAGAGAAAAUAUGAUCAUAUGAAGGACUACGCUGAAACCAUGAAGAAAGUUGAGGAGCUGGAGUCAAAGUUUGGCAUUGAGGAAGAGAGCGAUGAAGACGAAGAAGAAGAAGACAAGGAAGAUGAUGAUGAAAACGAUGAUGAUGACAAUGAUGAUGACGAUAUCAUUCAGAGAGAGAUGCUUCUACCAGAUUCUGAUGAAGAAUAUGAUAACGAGGAUGAAAAUGAUGAAUCAGUAAUCAAACAUCGCACCAGGACAGGAGCUAGAACAAAGUUGUCAAAAAGAAAUGAAAAGGGUGAAACUCCACUACAACGCGCCGCUAUUGCUGGAGAUACUGAGCUGGUUCGCAGGCUUAUCGAACAGGGCGCGGAUAUCAACACACGUGACUACUGUGGAUGGCAACCACUACACGAAGCUUGUAACCAUGGAUACACAGAGAUUGUAAGACUACUUCUCGCUAAAGGUGCUCAUGUCAACGACCCUGGAGGCCCUCACUGCCAGGGUGUUACUCCUCUACAUGAUGCUGCACAAAAUGGACAUAUAGAAAUCGUCAAGUUACUUGUGGAGAAUGGAGCGUCUUUACUCAGUAAGGACACAAAGGGUAAUACACCACUAGAUGCAGUAUUAUCAGCACAAGAAUCAGAAGAAGACCGUGACCUCAUCGGCUGUGAAACCGAGGCAGCUGCUGGAAGAAGACAAGUUGUCAAUUAUCUGAAAAAAAUUUCACUUGGUGGUACAUCUUUAAACAGAACUGAGAAGAAGCAGCCAGAAAUGAGAAGGAGAAACAGGUUAUUUUUGGACAACUUUGAUGAUAAUAAUAAUGAUGAUGAUGAUGACGAUGAUGAUGGUGACGAUGAUGAUGAUGAUGACGAUGAUGACGAUGUUGUCAGGGGUCCACCUACUUCAAAGAUUACAGAAUCCCGAUCUGUCCACGAUCCUGUGAGCGAUUUUUCUCAGGGGACGUCAUCGAAAAUCGCAUUGCGAGAAAAGAACUACUUGGAAACUAAUGUGGAAAGUGAUGUUGAAGUUGAAUCAGUCAGUGAAGAUGGGGAUAUUAGCAGUGAAGGGUUAGAAGACGAGUCACCUUAUUUUUCCGUAGACAAUGACUUCAAUCACGACAAACAGCCGACGAGACGUUCGUCGGAUUCCGAAAGAAUAUCGAUUGAUGAUAGCCAAGAUAUCUCCACUGAUUGGCAUUCAAGGGAUCACCAUAAUACCUCGUCUUAUCUUGAUACCAUUUCUGGUAAACGUCUAGACGCGAACUCUUCCAGACAAACCACUGCUUUGGUAUCAGAGAGGGACCUGGGCUCUACUUCCGCAAUUGAGUCCGCUUCUGAAGACUCUGAUUGGCUGAUUAACGAUAUGCCUGAGCGCCCUACCAAACGACGUCGCACCAAUAAACAAGCAACUCUCAGCACUUCGUUAGCACUCUCUCGUAGAGGUCCUUCGACGUACAACAGUAAAAGCUCACGGAGUAAAAAUACCAGUAACAUCUCGAAAAAACCGUCAAGACCGAAACAAACUCGCCUUGAAGUGCGAAGAACUCCUAGCCCUACAUAUUUUAGCUCUUCUCCUGUUUCACAGCAGUCCUCAAACACUCUCUUCCAGGGACAUUCUUUAGGGACGUCAUCACAAGGGGACAGUGCGGUACGUCAGACCUCUAGUGCGAGUACACCUGGAGGAGCCCCUCCGAUGCGAAUUAGGGUCCAGAUCCAAGGCAAGACGUUCUUGAUUCCCUGUCCAGAGAAGAACGAUCAAGAGCGCAAGACUAUGGCAUGGCUAUCUGAACAGGCGAAGCUGCGUUACUUCUCGGCAUUUGGUCUUCGUCCAGUACUCGCGCUCCAGACGAGUGAAGGAGCCUUUCUCUCUCCUGAAGAUAAAAUAUCUGACGUGUUGUCAAAUAACGAACAGAUAGUAGCUUCAGUGGAAUCAUGGGAUCUUCCUCCUGUCGCUGAGAGAUAUAAAACUGCCUGCAUCAGUAAUAACUGUGAAAUCAAAAAAGAUAUUCAAGCGCUUCUCCAGGCCGAACCACAGAUCUCAGUCAUCUCCCUAGGUAACCUGGCCCUCCAAGACUACCAUGUGCUACCGCUGGCCAGAGCACUGCAGUGUCAUGAUAGGCUGGUCAAGUUAAUCUUACCUGGAAACAAGAUAGGAGAUUCUGGCGUGCAGCACAUUGCAGCUUCCCUAUCCACCUUACCGAAUUUAUCUGUUCUGGACCUACGAUCUAAUGGUAUCUCACACAAAGGCAUAACGUACCUGGCUAACGCUCUGUCAAAAACUAAUGACAAUCAGGAGAUCACCUCAUCGAACAAGCUUGAAGAGUUAAACAUCGGCUACAAUGCAUUAUAUGACAUGUGUGGUAGCUCAUUGACUAAUAUUCUAGUCACAUGCUCUCAGCUUAUAACUUUAUUGUUGCAAUCUUGUUGUUUUACUGGUAAACUAGUAGAGCCAUCAAAACCACUGGCUGAGGCUCUUAAAGCUUCUAGCAUGCGUUACCUUUCUAUUGCCCACAACAACUUUGAAGGACAAGGAUUGUGUGAUCUGCUGUCAGCUCUUCCGUGUCAGGCUCUGCGUCAUUUGGAUGUCUCAUCGACAGUGUGCAAUAAGAGCGAAGUUGCUAUGGCAAUAGAUGGUCUAGCUCAGUACAUGGAGAAGGAUGAUUGUGCUUUGCAAAACCUAAAUCUUAGCAAUUGCUGUUUGGGAAACCGAGACAUGGAACCUCUGCUGGUAAGCCAUAGCCAGACCCUUGUCAAUCUCAGCUUCAGUGGCAACCCUGGCAUUGAUAGUGGUUUUCUCGAGUUAUUCCUGGAUGCCCAUAGGACAACCUCAUCUAGAGUGCAAUACAUCAAUCUAUCAGCCUGUAACAUUAAUUCACCAAUAUCAGACGAUAUAUUAGGACUAUUGCGAAACAAUUCUACGGACAAUUUAAUGGAGUUAAACUUGUCAUUCUGCCCUUUAAAUCAAACUGACAAAUUGUGCAUUGCCGAGACAUGGAAAGAGGGUGCUGGAGGUGCCAAUGAAAGGGAGGCAAUUGUACAAGACUGUUUGUGCAUCUUGGGGACUUCACAGCAAUAG